AUGCUAACAGAAUUCUAUAUUAAUUUAUCGCAAGACCUAUCACAACUUCUUGAAGACGCCGAUGACUAUAACGUUAAUAUUAAAGUUGGUGAAAAUACCGACACUCAAGAUUUUCGUGCGCAUUCAAUCAUUCUAAGGGCACGUUCUCCUUAUUUUAAAAGGGCACUUUCCAGCCGAUGGACUUUCUCCAAGAAAGAUGGAAUUAUUUUAUUUACUAAACCGAACAUUUCACCUACGAUUUUUACAUUAAUCCUUAAGUAUAUUUAUUCCGGAACUCUUGACUUAAUUAAAAUCUCUAGAUCCGAUAUUCUUAAUCUUCUAGUUGCAUCUGACGAAUUACUUCUUGAUGAAUUAAUCGAACAUAUUCAAGAUCAUCUCAUAAAAAGAGAAUCUCAAUGGCUCAAACAAAAUUCAAUUAUGGUCCUACACACCGUGAUUAAGCUUUUUAGCUGCAAAGAGCUUCAAGAAUAUUGCCUGGAAUCUAUCU
Messenger RNA from Acaulospora morrowiae, 487 nucleotides. NCBI's taxonomy places the organism in Eukaryota, Fungi, Glomeromycota, Glomeromycetes, Diversisporales, Acaulosporaceae. The record is from the annotation of a GenBank genome assembly.